AUGAACGAAGACAACAUUUUAAGUUUUACAGCGACUAGUAACAACACCGACCAAUUUAUUAAUUCAUCUUAUCAAAAUAUUUCCUCCUUCCUAGGAGCUAAUGGAUACAAGAACAUCAUUGACAACAAAUGGAUCCAAGGUGUAUUCUGUGUCUUAUAUACUAUUAUUUUUGUCCUUGGACUUUUAGGGAACAUUUUAGUUUGUUUCGUUGUCAUAAGAAACAAAGCGAUGCAGACCGUUACAAAUCUAUUUAUCACUAAUUUAGCCCUCUCGGAUAUUUUACUUUGUAUAUUUGCAGUUCCUUUCACGCCACUUUACUCUUUCCGUGGCUCAUGGAAUUGGGGUUCUUUGUUAUGUCAUGUAAUGCCUUUUGCACAAGGGUGCAGCGUAUACAUAUCUACAUUAACAUUAAUGUCUAUUGCCAUCGACAGGUUUUUUGUAAUUAUUUAUCCAUUUAGACCUAGAAUGAAAAUAGAGACAUGCAUUACAGUCAUCAUUAUGAUAUGGACAUUUGCUAUUACCGUGACAAUGCCUUACGCGAUUUAUAUGACGUAUUAUGACUUAGACAUUGGUAGAUUUUGCGAGGAAACCUGGCCAUCGGAGAAACUACGACGCAUUUUUGGUUCAGUAACAUCGGUAUUACAGUUUGUUUUGCCUUUUAUUGUAAUUGCUUUUUGUUAUACUUGUGUAAGUUUUAAAUUGAAUGACAGAGCUAAAGCAAAAGCUGCAAGCAAAAAUUCACGUAAGGAGGAGUUUGAUAAAAACAGAAAGCGUAGGACAAAUCAGAUGUUAAUUGCAAUGGUGACAAUUUUUGGUGUCUCUUGGCUCCCUUUAAACAUUAUUAACCUUUGCAAUGAUUAUUACAUGUAUGCCAUUCAUCUGAAAUAUUACUUCCUCAUAUUUUUUGUUGGUCACGUCAUCGCUAUGUCUUCAACAUGUUACAAUCCUUUUAUAUACGCAUGGAUGAAUGAAAACUUCCGCAAGGAAUUCAAACAAUUGAUUCCCUGCAUAGAAACUUCUACACAGCUCAGAGGCAACAUUCAGAUGGAACAAUUAGGAGUUGGUCCAUCUGAGAAGACAUUCAAUGGAAAUACUACAACAGACAGCUAUCUAUCUAGUUCGAAUCGAGCUACAUCAUUUAGACACAAAAGAAAACCUAGUGCAGCGGCUGAUGUUGAAAAAAGUGGGGUUGAAUUAAACGAAGAUCUACUUAAUGUAGACGUUAAGCAUUGCCAUAUCUCGACUAGUUACAAUUUGAGACGAGAAUCGGUGAAGUUGCGACUCAUCAACGAGGAGUCAUUUGAUGGAUCACCAACACAAAGCCAAUUCUAA
Molecule: messenger RNA, 1332 nt
Organism: Parnassius mnemosyne (clouded apollo)
Lineage: Eukaryota; Metazoa; Arthropoda; Insecta; Lepidoptera; Papilionidae
Source: the annotation of a GenBank genome assembly